Episyrphus balteatus (marmalade hoverfly) is the source of this 3541-nucleotide messenger RNA. RefSeq lists its product as uncharacterized. Gene Ontology annotation, cellular component: nucleus. Gene Ontology annotation, molecular function: DNA-binding transcription factor activity, RNA polymerase II-specific; protein dimerization activity; RNA polymerase II cis-regulatory region sequence-specific DNA binding. The record is from RefSeq and is a predicted model, not a curated record. The transcript is spliced from 8 exons. Lineage: Eukaryota; Metazoa; Arthropoda; Insecta; Diptera; Syrphidae. Gene Ontology annotation, biological process: regulation of transcription by RNA polymerase II. Bases 439 to 3489 code for a protein of 1016 amino acids.
UGGCAAAGUUUUUCAUUCAUGACACAAAAUGUUUCUGGUAUCGAACAAAACUCAACGAUCUAUCUGUCUUCCUUAUUUAAUUUUGUUCUUCUGUUUUUUUUUGAAAAUGAAAUGAUUUCGAGGUGAAGUGUGCGUUUCGUUUUUUUUGACAUAGAGAAAUAGCACGCGCGUCUCUCUUAUUAAAAUUUGAAAAAAAAAAUCUAAAAAAAAAAAUAGCCGCGAAGUGUGUUUCGAAAUCUCCUUUUGACGGGAAUCAAAAGCAAGACCGCAAAGCGCCAAAAACUCCUAUUUUCUUAUUAUUUUUUUUUUCUUGAACGAAAUGAAUCACGAUUUUUGCGACAUAAAACAAAGAAACAAAAAAAAUUUAUCGAAUUUUCUAAUGUUACGGGGAUCUAAUGUGAUGGAUAAACAAUAUUGAUUUCUUUUUAAAAAGUGUUUAUGAAUUUUCGCAAAAUGAUUACUACAUCGAAUAAACAACCAUCUGAAGCAACAAUAAACCAGCAACAACAGCAACAACAAGAUAAUCAGUCACAUUAUUUUGCCCUGCGAUCUCAAUCUCAAGGAUCAGAAUCAAGAUCACAGUCAGGAUCGUCGUCGAGGAGAGACAGUAAUUUGAAGGAAUUUCGUGAAUUUCUCAGACGAGUGCGUACUUUACAAAUGUCUGCCACCAGUAGUGGUGGUGGUGGACAAAUUAACGGUAGUGGUAGUGAAUCCUAUUCAGCAGAACAUAAGUAUUCUACAAAUUUGUCACAAUCGAUCGGCGUAGAUAACAACAAUAAUAGCAACAACCAGGCUGGUGGUGUCAUUCAUGAUCGUUUGACAGCUGAUUCGUCUGUGAAGGCAGAUUUGCAAAAUGUUGAAGUUGGAAUCGAUCCUACGCUUUUUAUGGAAAAUAAUGUUGAAUAUAAAAUGGAUAUUGAACCGUCUUCACCAAAUGUAGGCCGAGUCACCAAUACUUGGCAACAACUGGACGAACAACAGAAACAGCAGCAACAACAUCAACAACAAGAACAACAACAAAUGACAAAUAUUCGAGUAACUGUUGGAAUUGAUAAGGACUUGGAGAUGAUCUUGGAAAUGGACCCAAGCAUUGUUGAUUUGGGUGAUGUACCUGUUAUUGAACAACCGAGAGUAAUUGGCUUACCACCGUUGAUAGGAGGGCCAACAUUUAAAACUGCAACGCCAACAUCACGAACGCAACUUAAACUUCAACUGCAACGUGAACAACAACAGCAAGAAAUUGAACGGCGUGAAGCCGAAAAACGCUCCAUUGCAAUCCAGCAUCAGAGUGGCGGCACAUUGACGUCAUCAUCGUCGUCAUCAUCAUCAACGGCAAUGAUUAUGGACACCUCACAAAUUCAGCCAUCAGCAAUCAUACGCCAGCAAUUGCAUUCAACGCAGCAUCAUCAUCAACAAUCAGCUCAUAUGCAACCAAUGGUACAAACAACAUAUCACAGUACUUUGUCACCAUUGCAUCAUCAGCACAACCAAUUGGGUCGUGACAGUAUUAAUACCACGGCUGCACUCAAAGUUCCACUUCAGAGUAUUGGAGUGGAUGUACCGCCGCAAGUUUUACAAGUCCGAACAGUAUUGGAAAAUCCAACCCGUUAUCAUGUCAUUCAAAAGCAAAAAAGUCAAGUUCGUCAAUUUCUUAGUGAAUCGUUCAAACAAUCUGGUGAAUGGGACGAACAAAUAUUUCGCCAGAAUGGAAAAAAUCCUUUGGACUCUACAUCCGCAUCGAACAAUAAUUCUCGUCCCGUUGGUAGCGGCGGCAUUUCAACAUUUCACAAUGAACAAAAUCAUCGCCAGGAUAAUAAUUGUUCACCAAUGAUUACAACAACAACAACAACAAUUCGCGACAAUGACACCAAUGUCAUGCAGUCAUCGCCGUUUAGCGUUGGAAAUUUUUCAGCAGCUUCCACUUCAAUUGGUGAUGCCAAUUCGAUUAGCAAUAAAGGAUUUAGUGGAAGCAGUGGAUUUCAUAAUAAUUCCAGUAAUCUGUUAGCAUUGAGCAAUAAUAGUGGCAAUAAUAAUAUGAGUUCGUCGAAAAUAUUAGGUAGCCAAUGUAAAUCGGCUUGCAGUAGUAAUACUGAUACAAAUAAUCGCGGCGGUAUAAAUAAUUUCGGUCGCAGUGGCGGCGGUGGUGGCGGGACAAGCGGUGCAAGUCAUUUUUCGAGUAAUAUGACAAAUGCAAGUCCGGGUGCAUCGGCGGGUGGUAUGUCACCUAGUUUGAGUUCAGUGGCUACCAGUAAUUCUGAGGCGGAUGACAUUUUCUUGGACGAUAUAUUACAAUACGACUCGAGUGCUUUGCAUGAUUCUUUUAAAUUUGAUAGUAAUUAUUCGUCUGAUUUAUCAAUUAAACAAGAACCACAAUCAUUAACCGAUGCGGAGAUGCAUGCAUUGGCUAAAGACCGACAAAAGAAAGAUAAUCACAACAUGAUCGAAAGACGGCGCCGAUUUAAUAUAAAUGAUCGAAUAAAAGAGCUAGGAACACUCUUGCCAAAAACAAAUGAUCCAUAUUAUGAAGUUGUACGUGAUAUACGACCAAAUAAGGGCACAAUACUUAAAUCAUCAGUUGAUUAUAUCAAAUGUUUGAAACAUGAAGUUAAUCGCUUAAAACAAAACGAAUACCGUCAAAGACAAAUGGAGGUUCAAAAUCGACGUUUAAUUAAUAGAAUUAAGGAACUUGAAUUGCAAGCUAAAUCACAUGGUCUACCUCUGUCGGAAUUCAACUUAACAUCAGUUUCUGCACCAACACCUACAUCGUAUCUCAAAUGCUCAAGUCCCACAUCACAUAGUCACCAUGCGACACCGCUGAUAGCUGAUAUUGUAGAUAAGAUACCCGAUGUUGUUUCCGAGGGUAAUCUAAGCAUAAGUCAGAUGGAAGAACUUAUGGAAGAUAAGCAUCCUGUUCAAGGUAGUGAUCCAAUGCUUUCACACCAUCUGCUCUCGUCGCCCCACUCGCCAACAUUGCAACGUUCGAUGUCGAAUGGUAGCAGUGUCUACGCAAAUGGAAAUGGCAGUAGCUGUCUAAGUGACAGCAGCACAUGCUUAAGCACAACACACAACAGUAUACUUCAAAAUGAUGACUUAUAUCAUCCGACCAAUCAUCGUCAUCAUCAUGACCAGCAUAGCAACAAUAACAAUAAUAAUAAUAAUCUUAAUAAUAACAACAAUAACAAUCAUCAGCAUUAUAAUCAAAAUAAUACCAAUAACGGUUGUGUUUCGGAUUGUCCUGGCAGUGACAUAUCACCACAUUCUCAUCAUCACCACAAUCACCCCUCCCCAUCGUCCUUACAACAUCACGGAUGCGAUCCUUUGCUCUCAUCCUCACAUCAGCAAUCAGUUGAUCUCAGUUGUAUCAGUGAUUCGAUAUUAUCAUCAACACAUCAUAAUUUAUUAUCACCCACGCAUCGAUCAAAUAUGGAUUCGAUUUUAUCCUCACCGGAUACGGAUUCUUUGGUAAGUGAUAUUGAUAUGGUAGCAUGAUAAUUACUGCAACGGCCGUUUGAUGGAUGGAUACAAAAAAAAAAACAAAUAA